Messenger RNA from Monodelphis domestica (gray short-tailed opossum), 5435 nucleotides. It is a transcript of the gene CDHR1, whose product is annotated as cadherin related family member 1. NCBI's taxonomy places the organism in Eukaryota, Metazoa, Chordata, Mammalia, Didelphimorphia, Didelphidae. Gene Ontology annotation, molecular function: calcium ion binding; beta-catenin binding; cadherin binding. The record is from RefSeq and is a predicted model, not a curated record. Gene Ontology annotation, biological process: cell-cell adhesion mediated by cadherin; cell migration; adherens junction organization. Gene Ontology annotation, cellular component: catenin complex; adherens junction; plasma membrane.
ACAGUUGAGCUCAGAUCAGUAGGUGUGAAGAUGGGCAGAUUCAUGAGACAGGCUGAGCCUCCAUAAACACACCUAGCCCCAUGAGAGUGGGGUGGAUUCUUUCCCAAGCUCUCUCCACUCAGAAACGAGUCCCUGGGCUCCUUGCACAGUAAUUGGUCUUAAUUAGGCUGUGGGAAGGAGCUUCUUUAAAUUACUCAGAAAGUAAGACGUGUCAUCCUCUUAACAUCUUAACAUCUGUUCCUCUCGCCCUCUGCUUCUUUCCCCUUCCUUGCCUCUCUCACAAUUGGCCAUGGUAGGGCACUGAAGGACACGCUUCCAUCCCCUCCAGAGGCCCAUCCUUGCCUAAACAGUGCUAAGGAGCCCAGACUCCAGAGCAAUGAAAUAUGGGCAGCAAUUCCCUGCAUCCUUGGUCCUGGGGCUGGUGCAGGUUUGCUUGGCCCAGGCGAAUUUUGCUCCUUAUUUCUACGACAAUGGAGCCAGCAGCACGAAUGGAAAUAUGGCCCUUUUCAGCCUUUCGGAGGACACCCCUGUGGGUUCUCAUGUGUAUACAUUGAAUGGAACUGACCCAGAAGGAGACUUUGUCACCUAUGGCAUUAGCUUUGAGUCCAGUUCAAGAAAUUUCUUCUCCAUUGAUCCAAACUUUGGAAAUAUCACGUUGAUUGAGGAGUUGGACAGAGAGAGAGAAGAUGAGAUUGAAGCUAUCAUCAGCAUCUCUGAUGGCAUAAAUAGAGUGUCAGAAAAAGUCCUGAUUCUGGUAACUGAUGCCAAUGAUGAAGCCCCACAGUUCAUCAACACACCCUACAUCAUCCUUGUCCCUGAGGACACACCUGCAGGGAGCAGCAUCUUCAAGGUACAAGCUUUGGACAAGGACACAGGAUCUGGGGGAAGUGUCACCUAUUUCCUUCAGAAUCUCCACUCCAACAAGUUUACUAUGGAUCGUCACAGUGGAGUGCUACGCAUUAGCGUUGGAGCCACUCUAGACUAUGAGAAGUCGAGGACACAUUUCAUCACUGUCUUAGCCAAGGAUGGUGGAGGGAGGCUCCGAGGAGAUUAUGUGGUAUUCUCAGCUACCACCACCAUUACUAUCAAUGUGGAUGAUGUCCAGGAUACAGCACCCAUCUUUGUUGGCACACCAUAUUAUGGCUAUGUCUAUGAAGAUUCCCAUCCGGGUUCAGAGAUCCUAACAGUAGUUGCUGUAGAUGGUGAUCGGGGUAACCCUAACAUGGUGCUCUACAACUUUGUGAAUGGGAGUGAUGAAGCCUUUAGGAUCAAUGAAACCACAGGAGCUAUCUCUGUUGUAGUGUCCCCCAGCCAGCUCAAGAAGGAGGUAUACGAGCUGAGAGUACAGGUGUCAGAGGUCAGUUCCAGUGGUGUCCUGGCAGCUCAAGUUUCAACUACUGUGACUAUCAGGGUAGUUGACCUCAACAACCAUCCCCCAACGUUCUAUGGAGAGAAUGGACUCCAGAAUAUGUUUGAGCUGACAAUGUAUGAGCAUCCAUCUGAAGGGGAGAUUCUUCGGGGCCUCAGGAUCACAGUCAAUGACUCUGAUCAGGGAGCAAAUGCCAAGUUCAACCUGAGGCUUGUAGGAGCUGGAGGCAUCUUCAGAGUAGUUCCCCAGACUGUCCUGAAUGAAGCUCAAGUCACCAUCAUCGUGGAAAAUUCAGCUGCCAUUGACUUUGAGAAGAUCAAGUUAUUGACCUUCAAGCUUUUGGCCGUGGAAGUGAACACUCCUGAGAAAUUCAGCUCCACAGCAGACAUUGUGAUCCACCUCCUCGACACCAAUGACAACGUCCCCAAGUUUUCCUCUGACUACUACAUUGCCCGGAUCCCAGAGAAUUCUCCAGGGGGGUCUAAUGUGGUGGCUGUCGCAGCAAUGGAUCCAGAUUCGGGUCUGUGGGGUGAAGUCAAAUACUCCAUUUAUGGGGCAGGAGCAGAGCUAUUCCUGAUCCACCCAUCUGCAGGAAUCAUCUAUACUCAGCCCUGGGCUGCCCUCGAUGCUGAGGUUACCUCCAAGUACAAUUUCUACGUGAAGGCAGAAGACACAGAGGGCAAGUACAGUCUUGCUGAAGUGUUCGUCACAGUGCUUGACGUCAAUGACCACUCCCCAGAGUUUGAUGAAAACAUUCAGGAGACGACAAUGGUCCUAGGAACCCCAGUAAAAAUUGAGGCAACAGACCAUGAUGCAGAGGAGCCAAACAAUGUCGUAGACUAUUCCAUCAUGCAGGCAGAACCUGCCAACGUGUUUGACAUCAAUGAAAGCACUGGGGAGAUCCGGCUGAAGGCCUUUGUCCACUCUCUGGACAUCAUCCACAACAUCACCAAGAACAGAGACUGCACCUGGUCAGUGCUGGUGCAGGCCAAGGACCGAGGUUCUCCAUCCUUCAGUACCACAGCUGUGCUCAAGAUUGACAUCCUGGAUGAGACCUUGCAUAGAGGACCCAUGGCUGCCUUUCUGAUGCAAACUAAAGACAACCCCAUGAAAGCUGUAGGCGUGCUGGCUGGAGUCAUAGCCAUCAUGGUGGUCAUUACCGUUUUCAUCUCCACUGCCAUGUUCUGGCGCAACAAGAAAUCCAACAAGAUUCUACCAAUCCGAAGGGUGAUCCGAAAGAGGCCGAGUCCACCAUCCCGUACCAUCAGGGCAGAGUGGCUCAAAUUCAAGAGGUCUCAUGCAGGAGACAAAUUUGCUGUCAAGGAUGAACUGCCCAAUGAGAACCAUAACAACAACAGCUUGAUGUUCACCCCACCUCCUACUGCACCAGCCCUGCCCCCUCCACCCACCCCCAUUCCCAAGAUCAGUCCCACGGAGUGGACAGUGCCCACAGUCUCUGGCUCACUGACUCCCAAGCACACCCGUAAACUGCUGAAGGAAAAGGCUUUGGAGAGUCCUGUCCAAUCUGCCCUUGUUUCUGAGCUCAAGCAGAAGUUUGAAAAGAAGGCUAUGGACAACAAGCCUUACUUCUGAGAAAUUUCCCGUGGCCACUCUCAAGGCCCUCAUCCCACUGUCCUUGUCCCUGACAACUUCUAGAUUCAGCUAAAAGCAAUUCAGAUGGCACAGUCACUCGUUUUUUGUACAAGUAUUUACUGUUCAUUUGCAUGGAUUCUCUGCCAAUCUCCUUUUCCGUUUUGCAGUGGAAAUAAUUUCUUCAGUGACCUAGAACGUAGAUGCUAAUCACUAGAUUAUAGUUGACCGUAGUCUCCUCUAGAACUUUACCAAAUGUCCCACUGCAGACAAAGUGUUCAUUUGUUGACCGAUGUUCAAGUUGCCAUUGGAUGGGGUUUCAUAGGUCCUCUUGUUCCUCCUCAUUCUUGGAAAAACUGAAGCUUGUUUGGUCAUUAUUUCUGAGCAGCCUGACCCAAAAGAAUCUCAGACUAGGAACAGAACUCCUGCCAGAUGUGAUGAGACCUCUAUAUAGUGUGAUGCCAGCUCAGGUUGUUCUCAACAGGCUAGCUUCCAAAUGCUAAACAUUCCUUGAGAAACAGAAUGGAGAAGCUAGUAAUAAUGUUCAGUCUUGACCUGAAUAAAGCAACUUCAAAGGCAGUAUUUUGAGAGCUGUUAGGAAAGCACACACAGUCAAAGGGAGGUCAAUGGUGAGCUGAAAAUGCUCAUUAAACUACACUAUUAAAGGAGAAGAGCAAAAUAUAUUGUCUAGGUUUUCAAGACAAAAAAAUGAUAGAUUAUGCUUUCAUCCUCUGUACUACAGGGUUUGGAAUGGAGAUAACUGAUUCUUGCCACUGGUGGAAGCAGAUACUUAAGUAUCCAAGUCCACCGAGGAAAUGACACAUUAGUGCUUGGGGAUGAUCCAGAAACUGCAAAUGUUGCUCAAGUUCAAAUUCAUUAGACUGAACCAUAUACAUCUGCAUAUACUGUAUCCGUAUAUACACCCACAAGUAUUUUAAGUCCCAUCUCUCUCCAUGGAACUGCCCUGGAAUGGUAGUUCCUUGAAAAGGCAACAAGGGAUAGUAGAAAUAUCAUUGGAUUAAGCCUUAGGAGACCUGGGUUCUAGCCCUGAUUCUGCUAUUAUUCUGAUGAAUAUUCUUGAUUCUGCCAUGUGACCUUGGGCAAAUCACUUGGCCGCUCUGUUUCAAUGAACUUAUUAUUUUCACAGUCAUUUCUGCCCUACCUAACAAGGAAUUGUGAGGAUCAAGUGAGCUACUAAUGAAUGGGAACAUGGGAAAGCUAUAAUACAUUCUACAAAUGUAAGGUGGCACAGAUACUGGUCUUCAAUUUCAAAGACCUAGGUUUGAGCCCUGGAUCUGUUACUAGCUAUGUUCUGUGUUAUUCUAAGCAAGGUAGUUACCCUUUGAACCUCAAUUUUCUCAUCUGUAAAAUAGGGAUGCAUCUCAUACUACCUAUCUCACAGGGUUGUUGUGGGGAAAGUGCUUUAUAAAUUUUAAAGUAUCAUAAAAAUGAGAAGGAUGAUCAUUAGGAAGAGUUGUGGAACAUUAGUUCCAAUACAAAGUAUUGAGUGUCCCUCACCUCUCAUGAGUUUGCCACAGAGUCACAAAAUUUGAAUGAAAUCAGGGGUUUUUUGUCUCAGCAGGGCCACUCUUUUGCAAAAAUACAUUGCUAUUCAGCCAGUCACUUAUGUCAGUGUUAUAUAAGGGAACAGCCAGAGAAGCCACAAAAAUAAUAGAAAUAAAAAACCAAGUGAGAUAAUAGUCCUAUUAGUCAUCCUUCUCAGAUGGCUGUGUUCAUAUAACCAUAGAAUGUUAGAGCUAAUAUGAGUCUUUAAAAGCAUCUACUCUAAUAGCUUCCUUCUAUUGAUGCAGAAAUUGAACCAGAAAUAUGAAGUGAUUUGUUCAGGACCCCCCCAAGACCAAUUCCUGGCAGAGCCAACACAAUCAUUCAGCUCUCUUGGGUCUUGGCUUUUCCCACAACACUACAUAUAAUUCAACGUGAGCAUUAUUAUCUUAAGGGUUUGGCAACCUUUCCCUAAGAGAUAGGGAAGGAAAGAAUCCAUAUCCUAUAUAGGUGGGACUUGCUUUAAGCAAAUCCACUCUCAGGAAAACCAGGAAUAUGUAAAAAGAUAAAUGGAGGACAGUUUCUUGCUUACCUUGGAUAGUCCACUUCAGAUGAUUUUAUUUUUUUAAAUGUGACUUACACAUAACUUUUCUUUGGGUGAAUGUGUUAGUACAAUGUGUUCCAUUAAUAAUUGGGAGGAUAGACAUAUCACCUGCUCCUUAGAUUCCAUGUUAGGUUUUCUCCUAAUUCACGGCGCUGCCAUUAAGUUUGAUUUGGAAACGGGGGAAGGAUCAAGAGAUUCAAUGAAACUAACUAGAAGGAUAGGGUGAAAGGCCAACAAAUAGUAAAGAAGGGGAGUAUUGUUAUAUACCAUGGAUAUUUGGGGAUUUUUUUUCAUUGAACAUUACCACUCCUGCCAGUUGUAUUGUAUUUCUUUUUUUUUGUAAUUAUGAAUAAAAUCCUUUAAAUCAAA